Molecule: messenger RNA, 5373 nt
Organism: Trichechus manatus latirostris (Florida manatee)
Lineage: Eukaryota; Metazoa; Chordata; Mammalia; Sirenia; Trichechidae
Gene: PPL
Product: periplakin
Exons: 22
Coding region: 33-5306 (1757 amino acids)
Biological process (GO): intermediate filament cytoskeleton organization; wound healing
Cellular component (GO): cytoskeleton; membrane; cytoplasm
Molecular function (GO): cadherin binding; structural molecule activity
Source: RefSeq, a predicted model, not a curated record
CGCCGGGCCGCCCGCCGCCACAGCCCGCCACCAUGAACUCGCUCUUCAGGAAGAGAAACAAAGGCAAAUACAGCCCCACCGUGCACACUAAGAGCAUCUCCAACAAGGAGCUGUCGGAGCUGAUUGAGCAGCUGCAGAGGAAUGCAGACCAGGUGGAGAAGAACAUCGUGGAAACGGAGGCCAAGAUGCAGAGCGACCUGGCCCAACUGCAGGAGGGCCGGCAGCCAGAGCACCGGGACAUGGUCCUGCAGAAGGUGUCAGACUCAGAGAAGCUGCUGUACAUGCUGGAGGCGGAUGCGGCCAUCGCCAAGCACAUGAAGCACCCCCAAGGGGACAUGAUUGCCGAGGACAUUCGGCAGCUGAAGGAGCGCGUGACUAACCUGCGCAGGAAGCACAUGCAGAUCUACAACCUGGCGGUGAAGGAGGUGGACCCGCAGGUCAACUGGGUGGCGCUGGUGGACCAGAAGCUGGACAAGCUGAGCAGCCAGAGCUUCGGGACAGAGCUGCCGCUGGUGGAUCACCAGGUGGAGCAGCACAACAUCUUCCACAAUGAGGUCAAGGCCAUCGGGCCCCACCUCGCCAAGGACAGGGACAAGGAGCAGAACGGCGAGCUGCAGGCCAAGUACCAGAAACUGCUGGCAUUGUCACAGGCACGGCAGCAGCACCUGAGCUCCCUGCAGGACUACAUGCAGCGCUGCACCAAUGAGCUGUACUGGCUGGACCAGCAGGCCAAGGGCCGCAUGCAGUACGACUGGAGCGACCGCAACCUCGACUACCCCAGCCGCCAGCGCCAGUACGAGAAUUUCAUCAGCCGGAACCUGGAGGGCAAAGAGGAGAGGAUCAACAAGCUGCACAGCGAGGGGGACCAGCUGUUGGCAGCCGAGCAUCCCGGGAGGAACUCCAUCGAGGCACACAUGGAGGCCGUGCAUGCAGACUGGAAGGAGUACCUGAACCUGCUCAUCUGUGAGGAGAGCCACCUCAGGUUCAUGGAAGACUACCACCAGUUCCACAAAGACGUGAAGGACGCGCAGGAACUGCUGUGGAAAGUGGACUCGGACCUGAACCAGAAAUACAGCCCCGACUUCAAGGACCGCUACCAGAUCGAGAUGCUGUUGCGGGAGCUGGACGACCAGGAAAAGGCGCUGGACAAGUACGAGGAUGUGGUGCGGAGCCUACAGCAGCGAGCACAGCAGGUGGUGCCCCUCAAGUACCGGCGGGAGACGCCACUCAAGCCCAUCCCCGUGGAGGCGCUCUGCGACUUCGAGGGCGACCAGGGCCUGAUCUCCCGGGGCUACAGCUACACCCUGCAGAAGAACAACGGCGAGAGCUGGGAGCUUACGGACAGCACCGGGAACGAGCUGACCGCCCCGGCCGUCUGCUUCAUGAUCCCCCCCACUGACCCUGAGGCCCUGGCCCUGGCUGAUAGCCUGGUCAGCCAGUACCAGACUGUGCGGCAGAAGGCAGCCGGGAGCAAGAGCGUGCUCCAGCAGCAGCACGAGGUGCUGAAGGCAGAGAACCCUGGAGAUCCCUCUGAUCUUCAGGGGCGGCAGCUGCUGGCUGGCUUGGACAAGGUGGCCCGUGACCUGGACCGGCAGGAGAAAGCCAUCACAGGCAUCCUUCGGCCGCCCCUGGAGCAGGGCCGGGCUGUGCAGGACAGUGCCGAGAGGGCCAAGAACCUCAAGAACAUCACCAACGAGCUGCUACGCAUCGAGCCUGAGAAGACGCAGAGCACAGCCAAGUGUGAGGCCUUUGUCCAGGCCCUCCCAGGCAGCGGUAGCACGCCCCUGCUCAGGACCCGGGUGGACGACACCAACGGCAAAUACGAGCGCCUGGCCCAGCUGCUGGACUCAGCCCAGGAGAAGGUCACUGUUGCCAACUGCCUGGAAAAGAGCCUGCAGCAGGGCCGGGAGCUGCUGGCCACGUACGAGAGCCAGCUCACUCAGGACGACACGGUGCCUGAGAGUGGCCACGCCCUGGAUGACAAGAGGCAGGAGCUGGCUGCCAUGGCCUCUGACCUGCAGGCCAAGAAGUCCCUCCUGGAUGAGGCCGAGCAGAACCUGCAGACGGCCAAGCAGUGCUCCAGCUCGCUGGCCAGCCGCUUCCAGGAGCACUGCCCCGACCUCGAGCGCCAGGAGGCUGAGGUCCACAAGCUGAACCAGCGCUUCGACAACCUGUGCCAGCAGAUUGACCGCAGGUCCCAGAGCCUGCAGAAAGCCAAGGCCGCUUACGAUAACUACCGCAGUGGCUAUGACCAUGUGCUCAAGUUCCUGUCCGACAGCCCCAGUUACGAGCCCCAAGAGACAGACAGCCUCGGCCAGAUGGAGACCAAGCUAAAGAAUCAGAAGAACCUGCUAGAUGACAUUGCAAGCAGGGAACGGGAAGUACAGAAAGUCUGUGCCAAUUCCCAGCAGUACCAGCAAGCUGUAAAGGACUACGAGUUAGAAGCAGAGAAACUAAGGUCCCUGCUCGACCUGGAGAAUGGAAGGAGCAGCCACGUGAGCAAGAGGGCGAGGCUGCAGUCUCCGGCCGCCAGAGUGAAGGAAGAGGAAGCCGCUCUUGCUGCCAAGUUCACGGAGGUCAGUGCCGUCAACAGACAGCGGCUGCAGAAUCUGGAGUUCGCGCUGAAUCUCCUGAGACAGCAGCCAGAAGUGGAAGUGACCCAUGAGACACUGCAGGGGAGCAAGCCGGGGUCCGGGGCAGAGGAGACCUGGAAGAUUAGGAAGGAGCUGGAUGAGGAGACCCAGCGGCGGCAGCAGCUGGAGACUGAGGUCAGGAGUGCCCAGCAGGAAAUCCUGACCUUGCAGAACCGGGAGCCUCAGGAGUCGGUGGUGAGGAAGGAGGUGCUGAAGAAGGUGCCGGACCCCGCACUGGAGGAGAGCUUCCGGCAGAUGCAGUGCACCCUGGCGGAGGAGCAGCACAAGAACCAGCUGCUGCAGGAGGAGCAGGAGGCGCUGCGGGCGCGGCUGCGGGUGCUGGAGCGUGAGGCCGGGGGUGGCGUGGGGCAGGAGUAUGUGGUCAAGGAGGUGCUGCGCAUUGAGCCUGACCGGGCCCAGGAGGACGAGGUCCUGCGGCUCUGGGAGGAGCUGGAGAGGCUGCGCAGGCAGAAGGGCACGCGGGAAGCAGAGGUGGCCCUGCUGCAGCAGCGCAUCGCGGCCCUGGCGGAGGAGAAGGGCAGGGUGCAGGAGAAGGUCACGGAGAAGGAGGUGGUGAAGCUACAGAACGACCCCCAGCUGGAGGCGGAGUUCCGGCAGCUGCAGGAGGACCAGCAGCGGGAGGGCCGGCUGCGGGAGAAGCAGGAAGAGGAGCUGAGCUUCCUGCAGAACAAGCUGAGGAGGCUGGAGAAGGAGCGGGCCAUGGCCGAGGGCAAGAUCACCGUCAAGGAGGUGCUCAAGGUGGAGAAGGACCUGGCCACCGAGAGGGAGGUCAGCGACCUCAAACGCCAGUACGGGGACGAGGCCGCCAGGGCGCGCGCCCAGCAGAGGGAGAAGACGGAGCUCCUCCGGAAGAUCUGGGCCUUGGAGGAGGAGAAUGCCAAGGUGGUGGUGCAGGAGAAGGUGCGGGAGAUCAUCCGGCCAGACCCCAAGGCCGAGAGCGAGGUGGCCAACCUCCGCUUGGAGCUGGUCGAGCAGGAGAGGAAGUACAGGGGGGCCGAGGAGCAGCUGCAGAGCUACCAGAGCGAGCUGGAGGCACUCCGGAAGCGGGGCCCCCAGGUGGAGGUCAAAGAAGUGACCAAAGAAGUCAUCAAGUAUAAGACGGACCCCCAGAUGGAGCAGGAGCUCCAGAGGCUCAGGGAGGAGAUCGUCGACAAGACCAGGCUGAUUGAGAGGUGCGACCUGGAGAUCUACCAGCUGAAGCAGGAGAUCCAGUCCCUGAAAGACACCAAGCCCCAGGUGCAGACCAAAGAGGUCGUCCAGGAGAUCCUCCAGUUCCGGGAAGACCCCCAGACCAAGGAGGAAGUGGAGUGUUUGAGGGCGAGGCUGUUGGAAGAGCAGAAGCAGCAGGUGGACCUCGAGAGGGAGAAGGCGUCGCAGGAGGAGAAGAUCAAAGAGAAGCAGGAAGAGCUCUCCCGGGUGAGGGAGAAGGUGGUGCAGCAGGAGGUGGUCCAGUACGAGGAGGACCCGGGCCUGCGGGCCGAGGUGAACUCCUUCACCGAGAGCAUCGACAUGGAGCUCCGGCAGAUCGACAACCUCCGCAGGGAGCUGCGGCGGCUGCAGCGGCGGCGCAGUGAACUCGAGCGGCAGCUGGAGGAGCUGGAGCGCGAGCGGCAGGUGCGCAGGGAGGCCGAGCUGGAGGUGCAGCGCCUGAAGCAGCGGCUGGCCGACCUGGAGGAGGAGGAGGGCGAGGCCCGUGAGAAGGUGACCCUCAAGCAGAAGUUGGUCCUGCAGCAGGACCCCCAGCAGGUCCGGGAGCACGCCCUGCUCACGCUCCAGCUGGAGGAGGAGCGGCACCGGCGUCAGGUCCUGGAGAGCGAGCUCGAGACCCUGCGGAAGAAGCUGUUCAGCCUGGAGAAGAUGGAGGUCAAGGAGAAGGUGGUCUUCUCCGAGAGCGUCCAGGUGGGAAAGGGCGACACGGAGCGAGAGAUCCAGAAACUCAAGGGCAGCUUGGAGGAGGAGAGCCGGAGCAAGAGGGAGCUGGAUGUGGAGGUGAGCCGGCUGGAGGCCAAGCUGUCCGAGCUGGAAUUCCACAACUCCAAGUCGUCCAAGGAGCUAGACUUCCUGAGGGAGGAGAACCACAAGCUGCAGCUGGAGCGGCAGAACCUGCAGCUGGAGACCAGGCGGCUCCAGUCGGAGAUUGAGAUGGCAGCGAUGGAGACGUGGGACCUGAGAAGCCUGUCGGCAGUGGACGCCGGGCUGAGCCUGGACUCCAGACUGCGCUCCCUGGAGCGAGAGCUGGAGGAACUCAAGAGGCUCUCCAAGGACAAGGACGUUGAGAUCGACGAGCUGCAGAAACGCCUGGGCAACGUGGCCGUCAAGCGGGAGCAGCGGGAGAACCACCUGCGGCGCUCCAUCGUGGUCAUUGACCCCGACAUGGGCCGCGAGCUGUCCCCAGAGGAGGCCCACCGGGCAGGCCUCAUCGACUGGAGCAUGUUUGUGAAGCUCCGGAGCCAGGAGUGCGACUGGGAGGAGAUAUCGGUGAAGGGCCCCAACGGGGAGUCCUCGGUGAUCCACGACAGGAAGUCCGGCAAGAAGUUCUCCAUCGAGGAGGCCCUCAAGAGCGGCCGGCUGAGCCCGGCCCAGUAUGACCGCUACAUCAACAAAGACAUGUCCAUCCAGGAGCUGGCCGUCCUGGUGUCUGGGCAGAAGUAGGCCCCGCGCUUCCACCAGUCGCUUCUCGGUGGCCGACCCUCUCCUACCCACGACCCUCCUGGGUGUC